GGAUCUGUCAGCUCAGCUGUUUUCUCCUGCAGAGAUCUCCAACACCAGACAGACUACUAAAACACGGCCAAACCCCCGGUUUGGAGACCGCUUCACUCGGAACCAGCUGAAGUGCGGGAGAUAAGUCGGGAUGCAGCCGGACGCGCUGUUUAUGUCCGGGAGGGCGUCGAGGUGAAGGUUCAAAACCUCCCAACUGGACCGGAUCAAGGCUUGGAUUGAGUAUCCUGCGAGCCGAAGUGACGUCCGGACAGUUUCAAGUUUGAGGACUUUUAAAACUUUCCAUUUGAAAGUACACAGCCGAGGUCAGAGGCGAGGAGGUCUUAAAUCCACAGUUUUUUAAAUGGGAUUCUGCUCGGAGAGUUUUCACGGAGACACUUCUGCUGAAGAAAGGAGCGUUUGAUUCGCUCAGCUGCGUCUCCCCGUCGUCUGAAGUUGGACGGAGUUUGCAGACGGAGUUUGCAGACGGAGUUUGCAGACGGAGUUUGCAGACGGAGUUUGCAGACGGAGUUUGCAGACGGAGUUUGCAGACGGGGGUCGUCUCACCAGGAUGCCGUCCAACAAGUCGGUGUCCGACGCUCCCAUCACUCAGUUCAUCAACUGCAGAGUCCUGAGAGACCACGUGCUGCAGAGAGAUGACCUGUGGGUGCGCGAGGGGAAGAUCCUGGACCCGGAGAAGCUGUUCUUCGAUGAACAGGGAUACGCCGACCGACGCGUGGACUGUGAAGGCAGCAUCAUCGCACCGGGCUUCAUCGACGUGCAGAUCAACGGAGGCUUCGGAGUCGACUUCUCCCAGCCGUCCGAGGACGCCGGCGCCGGCGUCUCGUUGGUGGGCGGGAGGAUCCUGGAGCACGGCGUGACGUCGUUCCUGCCGACGCUGGUCACCUCUCCGGCGGACGUCUACCACAAGGUUUUACCUCAGGUCAAAGUUCACAGCGGGGGACGACACGGCGCGGGAGUUCUCGGUUUCCACCUGGAGGGCCCGUUCAUCAGCGUGGAGAAGCGAGGAGCCCACCCGGAGAAAUACCUGCGCACCUUCCGGUCCGGGGGCGUGGCCGACCUGAUGGAGGCCUACGGCGGCCUGGACCACGUCGCCAUGGUGACGCUGGCUCCCGAGCUCAGCAGCAGCCAGGCGGUGGUGCAGGAGCUCUGCCGGAGGGGCGUCACCGUGUCGCUAGGUCACUCGGUGGCGAACCUGCAGCAGGCGGAGGACGCGGUCCGUCACGGCGCGUCCUUCAUCACCCACCUCUUCAACGCCAUGCUGCCCUUCCACCACCGUGACCCGGGCAUCGUGGGCCUGCUGACCAGCGACCAGAUCCCUGCGGGCAGGACGGUUUACUACGGCAUGAUCGCUGACGGGAUCCACACCAACCCCGCCGCCCUCCGGAUCGCUCACAGAGCUCACCCCUCAGGGCUGGUGUUGGUGACGGACGCCAUCGCCGCCAUGGGUCUCCCCCCGGGGCGCCACACUCUGGGCCAGCAGGUCAUCGAGAUCCAGGGGUUCCACGCCUACGUGGCAGGCACCAAGACCCUGAGCGGCAGCAUCGCCACCAUGGACAUGUGUGUGCGUCACUUCAGGCACGCCUCAGGCUGCCGGGUGGAGGAAGCUCUGGAAGCCGCCUCGCUUCAUCCCGCCCAACUCCUGGGGAUCAGCCACAGGAAGGGCCAGCUGGACUACGGCUCGGAUGCAGGUCAGACUUGGAGGAGCAGCUUCUACCUCCAUCUUCAUCAUCUGUCAGAAAAACCUGGUUCUGCUGGAUGACCAGCUCAAUGUCAGAGCCACCUACAUCUCUGGAGAGGAGGUUUGGAGGAAAGGGCCGUAGGAGAAGAAGUGGAGGGCUCAGCUGGGACUCUCGUGCCUUCAUGUCACAUAAAAGACAUGUUUUAUUACUUCAGUGGAAAAGAAGCUGCAAACACAGUUUUCUAAGAACAUUACUGGUGUUGAACUAAUCAAAAUGAUGUUUACCACAUGUAUGUGUCUGAUUGGAUUCAUUUUUACCGUCACAGAUCAAAUAAAUUCCUCCUCUUGCA
Cololabis saira (Pacific saury) is the source of this 2028-nucleotide messenger RNA. Its product is annotated as N-acetylglucosamine-6-phosphate deacetylase-like. The record is from RefSeq and is a predicted model, not a curated record. Bases 548 to 1759 code for a protein of 403 amino acids. The transcript is spliced from 12 exons. Gene Ontology annotation, biological process: N-acetylglucosamine catabolic process. Lineage: Eukaryota; Metazoa; Chordata; Actinopteri; Beloniformes; Belonidae. Gene Ontology annotation, molecular function: N-acetylglucosamine-6-phosphate deacetylase activity.